Neoarthrinium moseri is the source of this 2148-nucleotide messenger RNA. RefSeq lists its product as uncharacterized. Bases 1 to 2148 code for a protein of 715 amino acids. The record is from RefSeq and is a predicted model, not a curated record. The transcript is spliced from 2 exons. Lineage: Eukaryota; Fungi; Ascomycota; Sordariomycetes; Amphisphaeriales; Apiosporaceae.
AUGCAUACGCCAUCCGUACUAAUAAAUCUCCUGCUCCUCUCGGGCGCUUCAUCCGCUGUCUCACUUAGGCGCGGACAAAGGAUAAGACGAGAUGAACUGGCAGACGCAACAUCUCGGUUGUUCAAGGACCCUGUCUCUAGUACAUCGCUUCAAGCGUCCACGAUAGCUUCGUCACCACCCACAUCAGCAACGCUCUCGGCAGCAGUAUCAAGUGCCACACAGUCCACAGUACUAGCCUCUUCCGCUCCAACUAGCUCAGUGUCAAUACGAUCAUUGGAAUCGUCACUACUGGCCUCGACGGCCUCGCAGACUGCCUCAGUGCCAUUGCCCGCGGGUUCAAGUGCCACAUCAGCACCCGCGGCCCAGCCUGAGACGCAAGCCUCCAUUCCAGCAUCGAACUCCGCAAGCUUGGCCUCGGCCUCGACAAGCGCACCCGCCGGCGUCACUUCAGCUUCAUCACUCGAAAGUGGCACUGCUACUGCUAGAAGCUCCGUUUUGGGUACUGUCUCCUCAAGUGUCCAGUUAUUCAGUGGAUCCGAGGGAAUCUCAUCGACAUCCGUAUUUCGCUCCUUUACACUGAUUGAGACUACCACAUCACAGUCUCUUUCUGUCCCAACGAGCGUGUCUCAAUCAGUACCAUCGACGGAUGCAUCAAGCUCUGCGGCGACAGUGGAGUCUUCAUCUUCCAGCGGGAGCCUGGCUGCUUCUAUUAGUUUGGCCAGCUCUGUGCAGCUUCCGCUUGCCCCUUCUAUCACCGGGCCUAGCUCAAUCUUAGAUACUGCCUCGACGUCGUCUGGCACAACGAGCGCGUCGGAAAUAACUACAAGUAUCUUCUUGGGCACUGAAACUGUUCUUCCGGAGCCGACAGUCAGUAGCACUCACAGCAGUGUCCCUUUCCUCCCUUCCAGCAGCAGUGCGAGCGAAAUCGCAAGCAGACCUUUUGAGACUGGAAGCGCCGUUUCAACAACCGAGUCUUUCUUGUCAACAGGAAGUUCAUCAAGUGUGGCUGUGCAGACAUCGAGUGUCCUUUCAACAUCUAGCUCGGACGACUUCGCAUCAAGCAGCUCGCAAAGUCAGCCGUCGGCUACAUCAGCUCCUACGUCGGCACCUACGUUGUCUAUUGCAUCUUCAUCCACGUUUGGUAGUGCCACUGGCCCUGUUAGCUCCGGCUCUGCCUCCGUGAGCUUGUCAUCCGCUAGCUUCUCCUUGGUCACGAAGUCAUCCUACUCAUCGACUUUCGUGCAACCAACAGGCAAGGUCAACACCGCAGUGCCGACCGUCAUCAGCUCCGCACCACCGACGUCAACAACUGUGGCUGCCGACGUCUAUGCCAGCAACUUAGCCGAGGCUCUGAGAUACAAUGAAGUCUUCAACUCCCUGACUAGUGACUCAGCAUGUCAGGCAGGCCAGGCCGCCUGCGUACAAGGCAACAUUGGCGAGUGCACGACCUCGGGGUCGUUCUCAAUCGUUCCAUGCCCCAAUAACUCACAAUGCUUUGCUUUGCCGAUGAACACCACUUCCGGUGUCCAGGUUGGGUGUUACGAGCCUAGUGUUGCAGCCAAGAUCCUCGGCGUGGCAGCUUCGGGCACCAGCACUGUUGUGAGCUCGACAACUUCGUCCAGCUUGACUACGGCGAGUACAGGCGAGGGUACCGAAAUCACUGUCACUUUUCGGCCCUCGGCGACGACCAUCGUUAGCCAAGUCACCGUAACUCCUCCCUCGUCCACCCUGCAGGUCUCUAGUGCAACCGAUCCAGCCACCACUUCACAGUCGACGACGGCCACAACCUUAGCCACUCUGACUCGUCCAUCAAGCUCUCAAAUAGAAGCGACCUCGACUACCUCUACUCUAGCUCAGCCGCCCACAACGACGAACGAAUCGUCCACCACGGUCACAUCUUCCGCCGUUAGCUCCAGCUCUACUGGAAACCCAGCCACCGAACUCACAGUCCGCCCCGUCACUCUGACAAGGCGCCCGACUGGUCGCAAGCCAUCAUCAACUUCGGUCCCGGUGAAUGGCGGCGUGAAGUUGACGGCCACUGGAAACCCGGACAAUGCCGUAACAGUAACUGUCAAGGAGACUGAGACUGUGACAACCACGACUACAACCACAGAUCAUGAGACCACAACGGCGACAGUGCGGUCAUAA